Molecule: messenger RNA, 1645 nt
Organism: Frieseomelitta varia
Lineage: Eukaryota; Metazoa; Arthropoda; Insecta; Hymenoptera; Apidae
Gene: UQCR-C2
Product: cytochrome b-c1 complex subunit 2, mitochondrial
Exons: 7
Coding region: 132-1448 (438 amino acids)
Cellular component (GO): mitochondrion
Molecular function (GO): metal ion binding
Source: RefSeq, a predicted model, not a curated record
AGCUGAUUACAGCAAUCGUUCCCACUCGACCAAACGUAGGUAUAUACCAACUGCGAUCUAUAAUCUUGCAGUUCACCAGUGCAAUUUCAUAUUAAAUCAUCUUAAAAGGAGGUUUCCAAAAAAACAGGAAAAUGCGGUCUUCUUUGCUACGUAAUCCUACGGUUAGACAUUAUGCAGUUGCAGCAACUGCACCAAGUGCAGCUUGUGCAGCAACUCCAGAAUGUAAAGUUUUGAGCAAUAAAGUUACCGUUGCAGCUUAUGAUAACAAUUCUCCAAUUGCACAAGUGUCCAUUGUUUUCAGAGCUGGAUCAAGAAAUGAAACAUAUGAUACACAAGGUAUAGCACAUCAUUUGCGUUUAGCUGCAGGAUUGAGUACAUCAGUCGCAAGUGCUUUUGCUAUAACAAGGAAUAUCCAACAACGUGGUGGAAAUUUAAUAACCACUCUUGAUCGUGAAAGUAUAGCAUAUACAUUGCAGAUCACUAGAAAUAAUCUGGAAGAGUCUCUUCAAUAUCUAGAAUGUGCUGUUACUAAGCAAGUUUUUAAGCCAUGGGAAGUACAGGAUCAAUUACCCAGAUUAAAAUAUGAAUUAGCUUCUCUAUCUGAUACAGUUUGGGUAAUUGAAUUAUUGCAUAAAGCAGCUUAUUACAAUGGACUUGGAUAUUCUCUUUUCUGCCCUGAACACAGAGUAGGCACAAUUAAUUCAGAAAGUCUCUUACAUUUUGUCAAUACUUGGUGUACUGCACCUAGAUGUGCAGUUGUUGGUACUGGUGUUUCACUAGCAGAACUUAGUGCUUUAGGAUCAAAUUUAAGUAUUCAAUCAGCAGAUAAGCCAAAUGAAGCAAUAAAAUAUCAUGGCAAUGAAAUUCAUCAAGAAACUUGCGCAAGUUUAACUAAUGUAGCAUUAGCUGUAGAAGGUGUAAGCCUGAAAAAUGAGGAAGAAGCUUUAGCAUGUGCUAUAUUGCAAAGAACGUCCAGUGUGACAAGAGUUAAAUGGGGAUCUAGUCCAACAUCGCUACAUAAACAACUUUCGUGCGUUGCAGGAUCAGAACUAUUUGCUGCAUCAACAUUCAACGCUAGCUAUACUGAUUCAGGACUUUUUGGUGUUGUGUUAUGUUCAACACCCGACAUUAUAGGAUCUUUGACAAAAGAAACUGCUAAAUGGUUGAAAUCUUUAAAAGUAACUGAAAAUGAGGUUGCUCGUGGUAAAAAUAUAUUGAAAACUGAAAUUCUGGACGCAGCAGAUAAUCAAGUUUGUUUAUUAGAAAGCUUGCAACAACAAGCUGUGUUAAAAGGACAAGUCUCUUCACCAAUAUCAAUAGCUAAUGCUGUUGAUAAAAUUUCUGCAUCUGAUGUUAAAGCUGUUGCAGACAAACUUGCCAAAGGGAGAUUAUCUUUAGCUGCUAUUGGUAAUUUGAAAACUGUACCACAUCUUGAAGAAUUAAAAUAAAUUUAGUAGUUACAUCUAAUCACACAAGUAACACGAAAUCGAUACGAACCUUCGAUAUUGCGAAGAUUAAAAUUGAGAUAUACGAAAGUCAUUCAUCUUAAUCGGCGCAACAUAUUUAAUAUUCAUGUGCAUUUUGCUGCAGUGAAUGUAACUCUGUAGAUAUGAAUAAAAAUAAAAAUUCUUUAUUUCGGGUUUUA